ACGCGUGGGAUCCAUUGUUACCGUUGGCAUCCACCGAGUCAUUGAGUUGGUGUGUAUGCAGUGUAACUGACUGUAACUCAUCAAUUGACGCGCAAUCUUCUCUCUCUCCUCCCAAAAUUAGCGACAACCACCACACCACAUUCAUCUGAGUUAUUGAUGAGCCAUUGACAGAGAAAUAGGCGUUAAGAUUCAGUUGGAUUCUGUUUUCGUUUUCCGCAUUCAGUUAUUCACCCAAUCCCCAAUUCCCCCAUUUCCCAAUCCCUAACCAAACUCUCUCUCUCUCAUUUACUCAUUCUCACAUCCUUAUAAAAUAACCUGCAACCAACAUCCCAAUCCCAAUCCCAUUCCCUGAAUCUCCAAACAACAAAGAAGCAACAAAAAUCCCCCUGUUCAAAUUUAACACAACCCUAGAAAUCUGAAUCUCACAUUUGACUAUCUUCUUCUUCAAUUCGUCUUUCAUUUCACCUUUUCUCUCUCUCAGAGUCGUUUCAAUUCAAAUCCAGAUGGGUUUCAAAUCCCUCUUCUCCCGGAAGAAGAAAUCCAUUCCAUCAGCCACAGCCCUCCCACUCACGACCACACCCUCGCGAUCCCCAUCCUUCAGCUCGCGCGCUCAGAUCGCCGAACUCGACCAGGUCUUCAAGAAAUUCGACGUCAAUGGCGACGGCAAGAUCUCGUCUUCCGAGCUCGGAGCCAUCAUGAGCAGCCUGGGCCAGCCGGCCAACGAAGAGGAGCUCAGCCACAUGAUCUUAGAGGUCGAUUCCGACGGCGAUGGCUUCAUCGACUUCAAAGAGUUCGUCGAGCUCAACACCAACGGGGUCGACCAGGCCGAGGCGCUGGAGAAUCUGAAAGACGCUUUCUCGGUCUACGACAUUGAUGGGAAUGGGUCGAUUUCGGCCGAGGAAUUGUAUAAAGUGCUGAGGAGCUUGGGGGACGAGUGUUCGAUCGCUGAGUGCAAGAAGAUGAUCAGUGCGGUCGACAGCGAUGGCGACGGUAUGAUCAAUUUUGAGGAGUUUAAGGUCAUGAUGAUGAUGGGCUCGCGUUAUAAUGAUUCUGCUGCAGUUUGAUCAACGUCAGCCCGAAUAUUAAUUCAAUUCCACUUUCUUUUCUUUUUUUGUUGAUUCAUUCAUCUCAUUAGUUUAAGGCAUCUGUGAUCUCAUUAGUUGAAGGAUUUUUUUGAGUAAAGUAUUUCAUGAUCAUGUUGACAUUUUCAUCCUUCAUCCUUGUAUAAUAAUUCCGAUCUAAUCCAUAUUCAAAUGUUAAUACUACUUUCUAAUUUUCAUUAAUGGACUUGAAUUUGAUCUGUUGA
This is a messenger RNA of Prunus persica (peach), 1306 nucleotides long. Its product is annotated as probable calcium-binding protein CML25. The coding region runs from base 504 to 1064 and encodes 186 amino acids. The record is from RefSeq and is a predicted model, not a curated record. The transcript has a single exon. NCBI's taxonomy places the organism in Eukaryota, Viridiplantae, Streptophyta, Magnoliopsida, Rosales, Rosaceae. Gene Ontology annotation, molecular function: calcium ion binding.